Messenger RNA from Colletotrichum chrysophilum, 378 nucleotides. RefSeq lists its product as uncharacterized. The transcript is spliced from 2 exons. The record is from RefSeq and is a predicted model, not a curated record. Lineage: Eukaryota; Fungi; Ascomycota; Sordariomycetes; Glomerellales; Glomerellaceae. The coding region runs from base 1 to 378 and encodes 125 amino acids.
AUGGCAACCUCCCGCGCCUGGACUUUCACAGCCCGCGGCGCCCCCCGCUCCGUCCUCUCCCUCACACCGCGCCCGGUUCCCACGCUCCCGCCCGCAGCCGCCGUCGUCUCAAAGUCCAAAGACAGCAGCGAGUGGCUCCUGAUCAAGGUAGCCUACGCGGCUCUCAACCCAGGCGGGCACUUUUUUAUGAGCAUGAUCCCCGCGGCCGCGAGGACGAAGACGGCCGUGCCGGAGAUGGACCUGAGCGGCGUCGUGGCCGAUGUCUGGACCCCUUCUGCUUCUUCAUCUGCGGCGAAAGCGAGAUUUCGUAAGGGAGACCGCGUCGCUGCGUUCAUCCCCGUCUCUACGCCGUCGCGGUGCCGCGGGGCGUGGGGCUGA